AUGAGACUCGCCCACCUCCACCUCCCAAACACCACGCCCUUCAACCGCGUCUCUCAAAUCCAACAAGCCCUCACAACCCGCCUCCUCACGCACAAAAAGCUCACCUCCGCACACUCCCUCACCUCCCAAGAGCCGAAUUUCACACUACCCAACACACCACCUCCACCCCCGGACCCAACAAUCAUAACCUUCACCCCCAACCCCGUCUACACAACCGGGCGCCGCGACCUACCACCCUCAAACACAAGCCCACCAACAACAACCACAAACCUCUCCCUCCCCCCAGCCCUGGAACCCAUCCGCUCCCUGCUCACAUCGGACGGCACCAACCCGCCGAAGGCAGAGUACCGCCCGACGCUCCGCGGGGGUCAGACGACGUACCAUGGACCAGGGCAGAUGGUUGCGUAUACGAUCCUGGAUCUGAAGAGACUGGGUCUAACGCCGCGGUGUCAUAUACGGGUUUUGGAGAAUAGUGUGAUUGAUUUACUGGGCAGGUAUGGGGUUGAGGGGUUCACGACUGAGGAUCCUGGGGUUUGGGUUUCUGGUGGGCAGGGGAGGGAGCAGGCGAAGAAGAUUACGGCUGUUGGGGUGCAUUUGAGGAGGAAUAUUAGUAGUUUUGGGAUUGGGUUGAAUGUUACGGAUGAGCCGAUGUGGUUCUUUAAGCAGAUUGUUGCUUGUGGGCUUGAGGGGAAGGAGGCGACUAGUUUGCAAGGGGUUGGGGUUGGGGGUUUGGAGAUUGGGGAUGUUGCGGAUGGGUUUGUGGAGAGGUUUGUUGAGAGGGUUAAUAAGAAUUUUGCUUGUGGGGGAGGGCUCAGUGGGGGAGAGGAUUGA
This is a messenger RNA of Penicillium bovifimosum, 831 nucleotides long. Its product is annotated as lipoyl(octanoyl) transferase LIP2. Gene Ontology annotation, molecular function: lipoyl(octanoyl) transferase activity. Gene Ontology annotation, biological process: protein lipoylation. NCBI's taxonomy places the organism in Eukaryota, Fungi, Ascomycota, Eurotiomycetes, Eurotiales, Aspergillaceae. Gene Ontology annotation, cellular component: mitochondrion. The coding region runs from base 1 to 831 and encodes 276 amino acids. The transcript has a single exon. The record is from RefSeq and is a predicted model, not a curated record.